AUGAGAUUAGUGAGGAUAACAUCAAUUCUUGCAAUAUGCACAACGAUAACAAAUGCAAUACCCACGUUAGACAAACGUCAAGAGUCGGUAGGAGGGGGAGCAUACCCAACCUUCAAUGAUAACCUUUUUGAACCUUUCGUAGCAUAUGAACCUACACCUGAACCCAUAACGAGAUAUUAUAAUUUAACAUUAUCUCGCAAAGAAUUAAAACCGGAUGGAUUCACGAGAAUGGUUUGGACGUCAAACAAUCAAUACCCUGGUCCAAUUAUACGUGCCAAUAAAGGGGAUAGGAUGAUAAUUAAUGUUCAGAAUGACUUGGAUGAUGGAACCACGAUUCAUUGGCAUGGACUUUUUCAGCAAGGGACUACCUAUUACGAUGGUGUCGCAGGACAGACUCAAUGUAUUAUUCCAGAUAAUGAAGUAUUUGUUUAUAACUUCACUGCGGGUAAUCAAACAGGAACUUAUUGGUGGCACUCCCAUUUUCUUGCUCAAUAUGUGGAUGGGCUAAGAGGUCCGCUAAUUAUUCACGACCCAAAUGAUCCUUUCCUAAAAGAUUACGAUGAAGAAUUUGUAAUGACUUUGUCGGAUUGGUACCACACACCGUCGGUGGGUCUAAUAGCGAUGAUGGAUACACCCGGCUAUGAUGCCGGAAAUCCCAUCCCUGAUUCGGGGCUUAUCACCGGUAUUGGAAGAUACGAUUGCAAUAAUGCGCCUCCAGGAUCAAAAUGCGAGCCAAACAAUCCGCUUGCCGUUUAUCAAGUCCAACAAGGAAAGCGAUAUCGUCUCCGUAUCAUAAACACAAGCGCGGAGGUAACUUUCACCUUUUCGAUCGACGAACAUCCUUUAAAUGUCAUCGAGUGUGAAGGUGAAAACCUCAAACCGGUCAUUUUUAAUAAAAUCAAUAUCGCUGUCGGACAAAGAUACUCGGUGAUUAUUACAGCGGAUAAAGAAAUUAAAAAUUAUUGGAUUCGUGCCGAAAUCGUGCACGAAUGUAUAAAGGCUUAUACAACUGAAUCAAAAUUAAACCUAAACGUUACAGGUAUAUUAAGAUAUCAAGGUGCACCCGAUGCGGAUCCAACUACGCUAGAUUGGAAUGAAGAUACAGUUAAAUGUCGAGAUAUCGAUCAUAACCUAUUAAAAUUAUAUGAACCUAGACCUGCUCCGGAACCUGUAACAGAUUCAUUCACCUUCCAUAUUACAUUUGGACAGAAUGAAAGGAAUGUUUUUAAAGCUUUUAUAAAUAAUAGUUCUUUUGUCCCUGAUAUAUAUGAUCCUACCGUUAAUAAUAUCAUGGCUGGUGGAAAUAUGGAAGCCAAGGAUUUGGAACCGAAUCAAAAUGCUUUUCUUUACGAUACUGAAAACGGUGUUGUUGAAAUUAUCAUACUUAAUGAAAACAAUGGCACACAUCCUUUUCAUUUGCACGGACACAACUUCUUCAUCUUGGGUCAUGGGGAAGGAAAUGUACCUGAUCCAUCUCAAUACAAUUUGGUAGACCCUGCUGUACGUGAUACUGUAACCAUUCUUGAAAAUUCAUGGACCGUAAUUAGAUUCAGAAUCGAUAAUCCAGGAGUAUGGGCUUUCCAUUGUCACAUUGAGUGGCACGUUGAAAUGGGCAUGGUAGGACAACUUAUCGAAAGGCCCAGUGUUCUAAAAACUAUGCCAAUACCACCAGGAGUGUUGGAAUUGUGCCCGAAAACUCCCGCUCAAAAAAAUGCGGCAAGAAAAAGAUACGAAAGAAAGCGUAGUAAUUAUCAUGUAGAAUUUACACAAAGAAACAAAGAUGGACGAUUCAAUUCAAUCGAAGAGGAAUAA
Funneliformis caledonium is the source of this 1812-nucleotide messenger RNA. The record is from the annotation of a GenBank genome assembly. Lineage: Eukaryota; Fungi; Glomeromycota; Glomeromycetes; Glomerales; Glomeraceae.